Molecule: messenger RNA, 1986 nt
Organism: Onychomys torridus (southern grasshopper mouse)
Lineage: Eukaryota; Metazoa; Chordata; Mammalia; Rodentia; Cricetidae
Gene: Cpox
Product: coproporphyrinogen oxidase
Exons: 7
Coding region: 165-1496 (443 amino acids)
Cellular component (GO): cytoplasm; mitochondrial intermembrane space
Molecular function (GO): coproporphyrinogen oxidase activity
Source: RefSeq, a predicted model, not a curated record
GUUCCCAGCAUCCUCCACUCCCGCCUGCUGCCUGUCGGCCUGUGGCCCACACCCGCAGCGGCUCUUCCAGGCUCCGGGUUCCAGUUGCGGCGAGUCUCGAUCUCAGGAUCCCCCGGGGACUCCGGCGGGUCUGCAGGACCGGCGCUGUCCAGUCCCGGCGGGACAUGGCCUUGAGGCUGGGCCGGCUAGGCGCGGGCCCCUGCUGGCGCGCGGUGCAGGGCGACUAUGGACGGCUGCGCGCUUGGUCCCCGCGCGGUGCGUCUGCUCGCGUCUGCAGGCUGCCUGGCACCGCUGGUACCCAGGCUCGCCGCGGGCUGGGCCACAGCCCCUCGGCUGGAGGCGGGUCCUGGCUGGGGACCGGGCUGGCCGCGGCGCUGGCGGGGCUGGCGGGGCUGGCAGCUGCCGCCUUCGGGCACGUGCAGCGGGCAGAGAUGGUGCCCAAGAGCUCGGGGGCGCGAAGCCCCUCGCCUGGCCGCAGGGAGGAGGACGACGACGAGCUGGCUCGCCGCUGCAGCGCCUUCAUGACCUCGCCAGUGACCGACCUGCGUGAGCUGCGGAGGAGGCCCGAGGACAUGAAGACCAAGAUGGAACUGAUGAUCAUGGAGACCCAGGCCCAGGUGUGUAGGGCGCUGGCACAAGUAGACGGGGUCGCCGACUUCUCUGUGGACCGAUGGGAGAGGAAGGAAGGAGGCGGUGGCAUCACCUGUGUGCUUCAGGAUGGGCGUGUGUUUGAAAAGGCUGGGGUGAGCAUUUCUGUCGUUCAUGGGAGUCUUUCUGAGGAAGCAGCAAGUCAGAUGAGAGGCAGAGGAAAAGUCCUGAAGAGGAAAGAUGGUAAAUUGCCAUUUACUGCUAUGGGUAUAAGCUCUGUGAUUCACCCCAAGAAUCCUUAUGCACCCACUAUGCAUUUCAACUACAGAUACUUUGAAGUUGAAGAAGCUGAUGGUGACACGCACUGGUGGUUUGGGGGUGGAUGUGACCUCACGCCAACAUACUUGAACCAAGAGGAUGCUGUCCAUUUUCAUCGCACUCUGAAGGAAGCUUGUGAUCAGCACGGGCCAGAUAUCUACCCCAAAUUUAAAAAAUGGUGUGAUGACUACUUCCAUAUAGUGCAUCGCGGGGAGCGGAGGGGCAUCGGAGGCAUCUUUUUUGAUGAUCUCAACUCUCCGUCCAAGGAGGAAGCAUUCCGCUUCGUUAAGACGUGUGCUGAAGCUGUGGUUCCCUCUUACGUUCCCAUUGUGAAAAAGCACUGUGAGGACACUUUCACCCCUCAGGAUAAGCUGUGGCAGCAGCUGAGGAGAGGACGGUACGUAGAAUUUAAUCUGGUGUAUGAUCGAGGCACCAAGUUUGGCCUCUUUACUCCAGGAUCCAGGAUCGAAAGCAUCUUGAUGUCUUUACCUCUAACAGCCCGAUGGGAGUACAUGCAUUCGCCCCCAGAGAAUUCCAAGGAGGCUGAAAUUCUGGAAGUCUUGCGCCAUCCGAAGGACUGGGUACACUGAUGCAGCAGACCGUUGUUCCAGGGCCUGGUGGACACAGGUGUGGUCUUCCUAUGCUGCUGCCACUGUGUGGCAGGCAGUCCUCUGUGCCUUACUGUCCCAGCCUUCUGCACUCUGGGCAGCACUUCUGUGGUGGGUGGUUUUGGAUCUUUUCCAGCUGUGGGGUGAGGUGGAUGGUGAUGGAAAACUGCCAGAUUCAUUGGAUGUGAAACCCAUUUGUACUUUUAGAAUCAUUUUCUAUGACCAGUUAAUUUGACAUUGUGUUUCCAGGUCUUAAGAUAAGGGAAUUUAAGUACUAUAAUAUGUUCCAGGAAGCUCUUCAUGUUGAUGGAAGUUUUAGUUUUUUUUGCCACAGAAAUUUAUCAGGGGAUACAUUUUAGCUUCAUUAGUUCAGUCAGGUUGGCCCUCUUGGUAACUUUAGAAUGCAAUUUGAAGCCUGGUGGUACAGAGGCAGGUGGAUCUCUGUGAGUUCGAGGCCAGCCUGGUCUACAGA